Paramecium sonneborni is the source of this 1286-nucleotide messenger RNA. The record is from the annotation of a GenBank genome assembly. NCBI's taxonomy places the organism in Eukaryota, Ciliophora, Oligohymenophorea, Peniculida, Parameciidae.
AUGUCUUUUAUUGAAUUUUUUUACCACAAUGCCAGUGUUGCUGUAUUAAAUCAAGAAGCAUUAUCCUAUAUAAAAAGUGAUUAACCAGUUGGAAUUUUAAUAGAUAUGUGGCGAUUAAUAAUUUUAGUUAUGAAUAAUAAAGACACCUUGUUUAUUAAUUCAAGUAAAACUUUUUGUAGUGAAAUUAUAGCAUUUGAUUUUAAAGACAAAUCAAUGUAUGAUGAUCACUAGAACGAAAUAAUUCUUAAUUUUUUUUAAGUAUAUGAUUAUUCAGUGUCUUAGAGUUAUAUUGAAAAUUAAUUUGAUUAUAAUAGAUCAGCAUAUGAAUUAUCACCUAUAAUAGUUUCAGGUACUGGAUAAAUAUUAUAUAAGAAAACUAUUUAUUUGUAUUUUUAGACAAUUUUUGGGUUGUAGCACUUAAAAUAUUAAAAUAGAUAUUCAUUUAUUUUGCUUAUUUGAUCUUACCUUGGAUAUUAAUUAAUUUAAAUUUUAUUGCAUUUUUUAUACUUGAUUAUGUAGAAGAUAAGCCAUAUUAUUAUAAGAUAAAAGAAUCAUUUAUUUGGUUUGGUGGCUAAAAUUAACAUGAAAAGGAGAAUAUUUGUAAGUAAGUUUAUCGGUUUGUAUUUGCCAUGGUAAGUUUUUUAAUAGUAAUAAUAUUAUUUUCAGACUUUAUUUAUUUGAUAAUUAAUUCUUUGGCAAAAUCAAAUUUUAAUACAAUCUAAGAUAUGAAAGACUUAAAUGCAAUCGCUUGUUAUUAUGAGUAGGAUCAAUUCUUAUAAAAUUUAUUUGCUAGAGAUCGAGGUUUAUCAAGAUAAAUUGGUGUUAGUUAAUUAUAAUGUAUGGAAAUGUUAAAUGACUAAUUUGUUGAUGUUGUAAUAAUGAGUGAAUUUAAUUUAUUAAUUUUUUUAGAGUAACACAAAAUAUUUUUAAGUAAAUUAAGAUAUUAAGUAAAAUUAAAUACAAAUAUUGCUCAUCAUAUUUUGAUAAAUAAAAAUGAUCCUUAAUGGUUUAGAAAUGAAUUAAAUGAAGCAAUAGAUGUUAUAUAAAAGUAAAAAUUGGAUUUAUUGAUAAAAGAAAAACAUUUACCAACAAAAAUAUAUAAUUCAAAAAAUAAAUCAAUAAUGCCUUAUCAACCAACCCUUCAGUUAAUAUGUGCUAUACUCUCUAUUUUAUUUAUAAUUGUAAUUUAAAUAACUUUAGUUCUUUAAGAACUUAAUAUAUUAAAGAAUAAAUUAAAAAUAAAAUCCUUGUCGAAUAAAAAUGGAGCUAAAGUAAAAAUAAUUUGA